Molecule: messenger RNA, 1625 nt
Organism: Erigeron canadensis
Lineage: Eukaryota; Viridiplantae; Streptophyta; Magnoliopsida; Asterales; Asteraceae
Product: serine/threonine-protein kinase STY13-like
Exons: 6
Coding region: 153-1334 (393 amino acids)
Biological process (GO): protein phosphorylation
Cellular component (GO): plasma membrane
Molecular function (GO): ATP binding; protein kinase activity
Source: RefSeq, a predicted model, not a curated record
CCCUCUACAAUAAAUAACACAAACCUCCCUCCUUUCCUCCCUCCCUAACAAUCACUUUUAUAAAAAGAGUGGGAAAUCACUCAACCCCUCAAAAUCAGAAAAAUUAAAAAAAAAUCAUAUUCUGACCCUUCAAGCUCCCAAAAAAAAAAGUCAUGAAAGAUAACAACAACAACAGUAACAAUAAUGAUGGGGGGUUUGUAAGAGCAGAUCAAAUAGAUCUAAAAACAUUAGAUGAACAACUUGAAAGACAUCUUAGUAGAGCAUGGACCAUGGAAAAAAACAAGAACAAAAAACAACAAGAAAAUCCUGAAUUUGAGGAAUCAGUCACGCCCGCCGUCACAGCUGGUGGUGGUGGUGGUACUAAGAAGAAAGAGCAGUCGCCGCCGCCGAGACAAGAAUGGGAGAUCGACCCAUCAAAGCUUUUGAUUAAAGGGAUAUUAGCCCGUGGUACUUUUGGUACUGUCCACCGUGGCAUUUAUGACACCAUUGAUGUUGCCGUGAAACUGCUGGACUGGGGAGAAGAGGGGCAUAGGACGGAAGCCGAAAUACAAUCUUUAAGAGCGGCUUUUACACAAGAAGUGGCGGUGUGGCAUAAGCUUGAACAUCCUAAUGUCACAAAGUUUAUUGGUGCAACAAUGGGUUCUUCAGAGCUUAAUGUGCAAACUGAAAACGGUCAAAUUGGCAUGCCAAGUAACAUUUGUUGUGUCGUUGUGGAAUAUCUUCCUGGGGGUGCUUUGAAGAAUUACCUUAUAAAAAACAGAAGAAAGAAACUGGCUUUUAAAGUUGUGGUCCAAAUGGCACUCGAUCUUGCAAGAGGAUUAAGCUACCUGCACACUGAAAAAAUCGUACACAGAGACGUAAAAACUGAAAAUAUGCUACUGGACAAAAAUAGGACUGUUAAAAUAGCUGAUUUUGGAGUUGCCCGCGUUGAAGCCUCUAACCCUAAUGACAUGACGGGUGAAACCGGAACUCUUGGAUAUAUGGCCCCUGAGGUUCUCAAUGGUAACCCUUACAAUAGGAAAUGUGACGUUUACAGUUUUGGCAUAUGUUUAUGGGAAAUAUAUUGUUGUGAUAUGCCAUAUCCCGAUCUUAGUUUCUCAGAAGUCACUUCAGCUGUCGUUCGCCAGAAUUUGAGGCCAGAAAUACCAAGAUGUUGCCCAAGCUCUCUUGCAAAUGUAAUGAAGCGAUGUUGGGAUGCAAAUCCUGACAAGCGGCCUGAGAUGGAUGAGGUGGUGAAAAUGUUGGAGGCCAUCGAUACAUCAAAAGGUGGAGGUAUGAUCCCGGGUGACCAACCUCGCAGCUGUCUCUGUUUCCGUAAGCGUCGAGGUCCAUGAAACUUCUACAAUAUAGCCCGUUUAUAGAAACUUAAGACGGAUAACAAAAUUUACUUGAAGUUGAAAAUUUGGAUCCUAAAAAACUAGGCAUAUAUUAGAUGUUGUGCCUCUGCUGCAUGUUUCUUUAUUUUCUUUUUUUUUGGAUCCUGUAAAGCUUUUAAAACAGUUUGUUGCAUCUUGUUAAAAUGGUGCUACACUACUAGUUAUUACUGUACUAAACUUGAUGCCAUGCUAAAUUUUUAUUGCAUGAGGUAUAUGUAUCCAUAGCAAUUUUUGCUGUGAAUUUUAUCA